AUGAAGUUCGCAGCUGCUACUAUUGCCGCCUCGGCCUUUUUGCUUGGCUCCCAGGUCGCAGCCAACCCCAUCCAGAAGCGUGACAUUCCUUCCUCCUUCUACUCGAACAUGGCCAUCGAUGGUUCAAUCUACUCCUUCGCCGACGAUGCCAGCUGCAAUGAGAUUUUCUACACCGCUGGCAGCUGUGGAUUGUCUACCUACUUCACCUCCGAGAUCCCUAGCUCGUCAACCAUUCCCUUGGUCGCCAUGGCAUCUGCGGUCAUGAGCCAGUUCGGCGCUUCCCAGAACAACGAACUCUGCGGAAAGACAAUCGAAAUCACCGGAGCCAACGGCGUUACCGUACAAGCAGCUAUUGCUGACACCGCUGGUGCUGAUAUCAUUGAUAUGUGCCUCACCUUGUGGGAGGAUUUCGGUGGUGUUGACGGCGACGGAACCAUCAUGACUGGCUCCAACGGCCUUGAAUGGCACCUCGUUUAG
This is a messenger RNA of Talaromyces amestolkiae, 477 nucleotides long. RefSeq lists its product as uncharacterized. The coding region runs from base 1 to 477 and encodes 158 amino acids. The transcript has a single exon. NCBI's taxonomy places the organism in Eukaryota, Fungi, Ascomycota, Eurotiomycetes, Eurotiales, Trichocomaceae. The record is from RefSeq and is a predicted model, not a curated record.